This is a messenger RNA of Mugil cephalus (flathead mullet), 1270 nucleotides long. RefSeq names its product mitochondrial ribosomal protein S35 (gene mrps35). Gene Ontology annotation, molecular function: structural constituent of ribosome. NCBI's taxonomy places the organism in Eukaryota, Metazoa, Chordata, Actinopteri, Mugiliformes, Mugilidae. The transcript is spliced from 8 exons. Gene Ontology annotation, biological process: mitochondrial translation. Gene Ontology annotation, cellular component: mitochondrial small ribosomal subunit. Bases 32 to 1036 code for a protein of 334 amino acids. The record is from RefSeq and is a predicted model, not a curated record.
UGGUUUCCGUACUAGUAGUCACCGGGCAAACAUGGCUUCGCACAGUAGCAUGGCCCUUUUGCUCCUAGGUCGAAGAAACAUUUCUGCUCUUGGAUUUCAGGGACCAGUGAGUAGAGUCACAUACGCGUCUGCCCUGUCUGUAAAUUCUUCAUCUCGUAAUAAAGGCGUUCCAGAAAAAAGUGGGCGAGGAUCGUUUGGCAAAAAACCCAGAAGACCUCCAGGGGAGCCCAGGACAGACAGGAUGCCGGUGGAUCAGGACUGGACUGCGGUUUAUCCAGCUGCGAGGGUCUUCAGACCGGGCUCCGUCCCCCUCCCUGUGAGGAUGGGCUACCCAUUGAAGAGAGGCGUUCCUCCAGAGAAGAGGGGCAACUUGGAGCUGAUCAAGAUCCCAAACUUCCUGCAUUUGACACCAGCAGCCAUCAAGAAACACUGUGAAGCUCUGAAACCGUUCUGUAACGAGUGGCCCUCGGCGUUGGACACCGAUGCCAAAUGUGACGAGCACUUCCCCAUUAAAAUAGCGAGCACCGACUACUUGUCGGCCGGCACAUCUCUCAGAAACCCUCUGGCUCGCACUGUUCAACUCUCAUUAAAGCUGUCCAGUUUGAACCUGGAUGACCACGCACGCAAGAAAAUGCUCAAACUUGCUGGGGAUAGAUACUGCAAGGAUACCGACGUCCUCACCAUCAAGACCGACAGAUGCCCACUGAGGCAGCAGAACUAUGAGUACGCCAUGUACCUGCUAACUGUUCUCUACCACGAGUCUUGGAAAGUGGAGGCCUGGGAGGCGGAGAAGACGGUGGCGGACAUGGAGGAGUACAGCUGGAAGGACAGCCCGUCCCAAAAGAACAUCUUGGACUUGCUGUCACGCAUGAAGGUGGCGGUCGAGGGAGACGGCGAGGAAGUACGAGAGCAGCUACUGGGGAGAAAAGAGGUGCAGGAGUAUAAGGACUCGGUCGAAAGGCUGAAGAAUGAGGGAGACAGCGAGAGCAACAUGCUGCAGUACAAGGAGGCCGUCAAGAAACUACUCAACGUGUAAUUAUGAACAUUGAACGACUGUCUUUUUUUUUAUAUACUUGUGGCCUCAAUUAUAAUUUUGGACUGUCAUACCUGUAACGCAAACAGCAGAUUACUGUAAAUAACUGUGCAUCGUGCAUCAGGAUUUUACAAUCUCAAGAGUCUCAACUAGUUGGUAUUUAUUUUUCAGGAAACAUUUACUGUCAUCAGGUGUGUUACGCAUUCUUUAAUACCAGAAAUAAAAAGUGUAAUGUGG